This is a messenger RNA of Aspergillus aculeatinus CBS 121060, 1233 nucleotides long. RefSeq names its product cytochrome and DOMON domain-containing protein. Lineage: Eukaryota; Fungi; Ascomycota; Eurotiomycetes; Eurotiales; Aspergillaceae. The transcript is spliced from 3 exons. The coding region runs from base 1 to 1233 and encodes 410 amino acids. The record is from RefSeq and is a predicted model, not a curated record.
AUGCGGGCAUUUCGACUCCUCCAGACAUUUCUGGGGUUAGCCCCCCUCGCAACGGCCAACAUCGUGACCUUCUCCCCGUCCACCGCCCACCCGAACCUCACCUACAGCGUGACCGUCCCGGAGACGACGACGCAGCACAACGCCGGCGCGAUCUACCUGCAGAUCCGGGCCCCGCGCAGCCUGCAAUGGGUGGCGCUGGGCCAGGGCACGGGGAUGGCGGGCGCCAACAUCUUCGUCGUCUACGCCGGCGCGUCCGCCACGAACCUGACCCUCUCGCCGCGCCUGGGACGCGGACACAUCGAGCCGCAAUACACCGAGCUGGCCAACGCCACCCUCCUCCCCAGCAGCAGUCUCACCGACGACACCAUCGAAGCCAACAUCCUCUGCACAAACUGCCUAGCCAGCUGGUCCUCCCCCUCCUCCACCCGUUACCCGCCCUCCGCCCCCUCCGCCCCCUUCAUCUGGGCCUACCACACCGGCGACCCGCUCCCCUCCUCCUCCCCGCAGGAAACAAUAACCAUCCACACCGAAAUGGGCAGCACGACCCUCGACCUCACCAAAGCGCAAUUCUCGGCCCCUUCCGCGGAAAACACCACCACAAGCACCGAAUUCAACCCCUUCAAAACCUCCGCAUCCACCUCCACCUCCACCCCCCAGAACCACAGCGGAAGCACCCCCGCCCAAACCAAAACCCGCUCCCUCCUCAUCGUCCACGGCACCCUAAUGGGCACAGCCUUCCUCCUCCUCUUCCCACUCUUCGCCCUCCCCAUCCCCCUAGGACUCAGAUACAACAUCCCCGCCCUCCACGCGCCCCUCCAGCUCUUCACCCUCUGUCUCACCAUCGUCGGCCUGGGGACCGGCGUGUACCUCGCCACGACGGUCUCCACCCUCAAACACGCGCACCCGAUCAUCGGGAUCAUCCUCGUCGGAGUCCUGGUGCUCUUCCAGCCACUGGCGGGAUACCUGCAACAUCGGCAUUGGCGGCGCGAGGGCGCCAAGAGUGUGUUCGGGUAUGUGCAUCGGUGGGUGGGGCGGGGGGCGAUUGUGCUCGGGAUGGUGAACGGGGGGUUGGGGUUCGGGCUGGCGGGCCGGGGCAUGGGCGGGGUCGGGAGUCGGAAUGUGCCCGUGGCCGCGGUGGUGGUAUAUUGUGUUGUGGCGGGGCUGGUGGGCGCGGUGUAUGUGGUGGGCGUGGUUUGGGGGAAGACCAAGUUCAUUCGUGUCUAUGUUCAGUAG